AUGUCUUUAACCAUGCGACCUACACUUCUACCACAAUGCACAUCAUGCCUACGACGCAUCAGCAGCCUGGGCCUGCAGGAAUGGCGUAGCGGACAGCAGGUUCGCGGCAAGAANAAGAUGGCACACGCUCCCACCACCGUCACAGUCCGACUUACCAAGGACGUACCGACUUUUGGUCGCAAGGGAACUUACAUUCCCAUUUCUAUUGGCCGCAUGCGCAACGAGUUCUUCCCGACAAGGACAGCCGAAUAUGUGACGCCCGCGCAACUGAAGGAGAUGAAGGCGAAGAACAUCACUGCCGAGCGAGACUUCCAAUUUGGUGUACCUGAUCCAGCUGCGGUCAGGGCCAUUGAGCAACAGUCUCAGCGCUCAGCCACACGUACUGUUGAAGUUGAGAAGUUGGCGGUAAGUCUUGCUAGUAUACCAACUGGUUUUGAGCGUCGUGCUGACGAAGCCCACAACAGNCCCAAGCGCUCGAUCGAACUUCUCUCUAUGCUUCUUCCUCCAGUCAUGGACUUCCGACGCAGACCUCAGGAACCUGUUGCUCCUGCUCCCGAAACACCAGCCGCUCCCGCGAAGAAGGAACGAGGCUUCUCCAACGCUGCUGCAGAUCUUCUCGCAGCACAAGCUGCUCCCGCUACAACUUCUUCUACCUCUGCAACACCAAUCUUCGGUACUGUCUCGAAUGCCGACGUCGUCAGCAGAAUUACCCACCUUCUAUCCGAGAACCAAGAAGCCUCGCGAAUUGUCCUGAGUGCAGAAGAUGUCAAGUUUGUCAACCUUUCGUCACAAACAGCUGCCGAAGCCGACAAGAUCAGACAUCUGGGAGAAUACAAGGUCGAGGUCAGAGUUAAAGGAGGAGAAACAGCUGUUGAGAGACUCGUCCGUGUAGUACCCAUCGAGACCGAUAGUGCCACUGUUUAA
Aureobasidium musti is the source of this 924-nucleotide messenger RNA. The record is from the annotation of a GenBank genome assembly. Lineage: Eukaryota; Fungi; Ascomycota; Dothideomycetes; Dothideales; Saccotheciaceae.